Nerophis ophidion (straightnose pipefish) is the source of this 1489-nucleotide messenger RNA. RefSeq names its product ras-related protein Rab-27B-like. Gene Ontology annotation, cellular component: secretory granule; melanosome. The transcript is spliced from 6 exons. NCBI's taxonomy places the organism in Eukaryota, Metazoa, Chordata, Actinopteri, Syngnathiformes, Syngnathidae. Gene Ontology annotation, biological process: positive regulation of exocytosis; melanosome transport. Gene Ontology annotation, molecular function: GTPase activity; GTP binding. The record is from RefSeq and is a predicted model, not a curated record. The coding region runs from base 154 to 810 and encodes 218 amino acids.
AAAGACAAAGUUCUGCAUGCUCGCCCCUGCAAGCUCCUCCCAGCAUCACAUGCGGGCAGAAGGCUGAGGAAUAUUCUGUGGAAUGAAACAGGACGAGCGAGGGGGUCAUCUGGAUGAAUGUUGGAGCUCCAACUCGCUGGUUGAGCGCCCGCCAUGGCCGACUGGAACUACGACUACCUGAUCAAGCUGCUGGCCCUGGGGGACUCGGGCGUGGGGAAGACCACAUUCCUGUACAGGUACACCGACAGCAAGUUCAACCGCAAGUUCACCACCACCGUGGGCAUCGACUUCCGGGAAAAGAGGCUGGUGUACGCCGGCACCAACGCCGACGGCACCGUCGAGAAGAACUUCCGAGUGCACCUCCAGCUUUGGGACACGGCCGGGCAGGAGAGGUUCCGCAGCCUCACCACCGCCUUCUUCCGGGACGCCAUGGGCUUCCUGCUCAUGUUCGACCUGACCAACCUGCAGAGCUUCCUCAAUGUCCGCAACUGGAUGAGUCAGCUGCAGGCCAACGCCUACUGCGACAGUCCAGACGUGGUCCUGGUGGGCACCAAAGCCGACCUGACCAGCAUGAGGAGCGUCCACGCCAAGCAGGCCCGAGACCUGGCCGACAGAUACGGCAUCCCCUACUUUGAGACCAGCUCGAUGUCGGGCGCCGACGUGGACAAGGCGGUGAGGACCCUGCUGGACAUGGUGAUGAAGAGGAUGGAGCAGAACGUGCACGGAAGCCACAGCUGCCAGGACAACGGCCUCACGGCAAGCCGCCAGGUAGCGCAGGAAGCCACCGUCUGGCGGAGGUGCGCCUGCUGACAGGACACUUCAUUAGGUACACCUGCACCACCCUGAUGGCAACUUUUUGCCUUUGCAAUGAUAAUUAUGUGGACUACGGAGGUGUGUUUCAACCUUUUUUGGAGCCGAGGCACUUUUUUUCCCGUUGAAAACAACUUAAGGGCGCACCACCAGCAGAAAUCAUCAAAAUAUCAAACUCCAUAUUGACAAUAAAAAGUCGUCGGGAAUGAAUUUAAACCAAGGGUCCCCAAACUACGGCCCGCGGACUGAAUACGGCCGCCCCCAGCGUUCAAAAUCCUAAUAUUGUUGUCUGGGUGGAAAUCGGGAGAAAUUCGGGAGAAUGGUUGAUUUCCGGGAGGGGCACUGAAAUUCGGGACGGUUGGCAAGUACGGCAUACACCUGUACCCUUGGACGGUGUCACCACGCUCUGACCAAACAUUGUAUGCCGCCUCUUUUAUUUGGACUUUCCCUGAUUACAUUGCUACAGCUGCUUCUAAGGGAAGGGGGUCAUAAACAGCCAUCCCCUUUGAUUACAAAAAAGUUCAAAGAAAAGGUCGUAAAACAGUUCAAAGAAUUGAUUAACGUGGACCCCGACUUAAACAAGUUGAAAAACUUAUUGGGGUGUUACCAUUUAGUGGUCAAUUGUACGGAAUAUGUACUGUACUGUGCAAUCUACUAAUAAAAGUAUCAAUCGAUCAAA